Messenger RNA from Esox lucius (northern pike), 2126 nucleotides. It is a transcript of the gene aagab, whose product is annotated as alpha and gamma adaptin binding protein. The record is from RefSeq and is a predicted model, not a curated record. Lineage: Eukaryota; Metazoa; Chordata; Actinopteri; Esociformes; Esocidae. The coding region runs from base 106 to 1077 and encodes 323 amino acids. The transcript has 11 exons.
CUUCCGGGAACACUUGAUAAGCAGAUUCGAGAGACAAAACAGCUGUUUGUCGAGAAGGGCAGAAUUAAUCUUUGGUUGAAAUUUAAAUGACUUGAGAAUUCAAACAUGUCAGCAACUGAAGAACAAGAAGACACAGCAACCACUGUUCCGUCCGUCGUCAUUACGAGCUGUGACGUUUCCUUUAAGGAACAAGAUAUUAUAAAACAGAUCCUAGGUGACACAUCGUUGCCGGAGCCAUCCAAGCAGGAUGAUUCGGUUGUGUGGUACCCAUGGACCAUCAACAACAAGUACUACACUGCAGACGUGAGCCUGUGUGCGGUGCCCAGCACUUAUCAGAUGACCUCGGAAAUAGCCCAGUCCAUGCAGGCUUUCAUCGCUUUCUUCGACAGCACCGUGAAGGAUGGUUUGGAGCGUCUGUCUCCCUGGAUUUCUGUGGUAGAGGAUUUGGCUCCCGAGGUACUCAUCCUGGUCUGUGACCGGGUGUGUGAAAGCGGCGUCAGUAGACAUGAUGCACAUCAGUGGUGUUUGGCCCAUGCCUUUGAGUUGGUGGAACUGACCCCCGAAGACCUUCCAGAUGAGGAUGAUGACUUCCCAGAGUCCACAGGUCUGAAGAGGAUUGUCCAGGCUCUCAAUGCCAACGUGUGGUCCAGCAUGGAGAUGAAGGACGAGCACAGUGGGGGCUUUGGCCUGAUGAGCAGCCUGGUGGCCUCCAGACACAACAACCCACGGCCCAGCCGGGGAACACCGCCACCGUCCUCCAGUCUGCCAGUAGAGGGCAGUGAGGAACCCCAGAGGACAGAAGUCAACCCUGAAGACAGAGGCUCACAGGUGGACACAAUAGUGGAUCCGAUGCUUGACUUGGACAUCCAGGAGCUGGCUAACCUGACCGCAGGAGAUGCAGACGUUGAGAACUUUGAGCGCCUCUUCACCAAACUGAAGGAGAUGAAAGAUAAAGCCUCAUGGUUACCUCAUGAACAAAGGAAAGCGCACGCAGAGAAGGUUGCCAAGGCAUUCUGGACAGCCAUUGGAGGAGAGCAGGAUGAGAUAGAAGGCCUGUCUUCAGGGGAGGAGAGCUAGGAUGUGGCUCAAGCUCUGUCUCAAUUACUCUUCACUGGAUUCCUCCUGUCUUCUGUCCCAGCGGAGAGACCUUGGAUCUUCCAAAGGCUCCAGAAAGAGAGAGGAUGGAAGGAAUGGAAGGAGUAUUAGUUGAGUAAGACAGGGUGUGUUAAAACCUCCUUCUGCAGGGGCCACCCAAGAUCCAGGCCCCUCGACCUGUGGUGUAUUCACUGGCCAAAUGGAACCAAACAGGGACUGACCUACCUGAAUGUGUCCAAUAGAAACUUGUUUUGUUAGCAAAUAAAAAAAAAAAAACUGUUGACCUGCUAGGGUGACUACUGAAUACACCUCUGGCUGCCCUGCUCCCCACUUUGGAACUUGGACGAUCAGAGGAUGAUGGGAAACGGAGAAGAGAGGAUGAUGGGAAACGGACUAUAGCCAUGGAGAGGAGUGAGGGUUUAUCAUCUUACCCUUUCAGUCUCUCCAUAUUCUAUAUAUUUUUUAUUAUGCUACAUUAUUAAAAGCUAGCCUGGUCCCAGAACUGUUUAGUGCCGUCUUCCAAAUUCAUAUAAGCUGGCAAGACGGCACACACCAGUGUGGGACCUGGGUAGCUAAAGCUGCUGAGUGUCCUAAGCAGUUUGCCUGUGACAGGAACCAAAGAGAAGUGAAGCUUUGACAGUCAACAGGACAUUUUUGGGGGGCAAAGAAAUUACAAAAACAUGGAUUCUAUGUUGUGUAGGUUUGGAAGAUUCUUAGAAACUUCCCUGACAAAUUCAUGGGUUCUCCAAAGUUGAUUAUCAAUGAUUUUAUGCUAAUUCUGAAAACUUCCCAAACAGGAUAUUUGAGAAAUGUUGACAUUGGGAAAGUUACUGGAAUUUUGUAUUCCUUUGUGUAGUUUGUUUUCAUGCCUUUGUGUUGAUUGAUCACCAUCAUGUUGUUUUAGGUGCAACAGUCAUCUUGUAUAAAACUAUAAAAUCAAGUGACAUGUGCCUUUUAACUUUAAACCCUGUAUCCCAAUAGCCCUGGAAAAUUUACUUAAUUAUUCAAAAUAAAUAAUUUCAUUAACUGUG